AUGAAUAAUAUAUAUCUUUAUGCUGAUUAUAUUGAUAUCACAGACAAAAUUGGAACUGAACUUUUAAAUAUUAUAAUCGCUUCAGAUGAAUUAAAUUUAGAAAAUUUAACUAGAAAAUUUAAUAAAUUCACUCAACUAUCCGGUCAAUUAUUGGAAAUCAUUUUAAAACGUGAAGAUUUAAAUAUAGAAGAAAAUGAAAAUUUGGGAAAUAUGAUAGUUAAAUGGGAUUGGCACAAGAACAUAAUUUUAGUAGAGAUAUUUUAUGAUAUAUCUCCUAAGGUUUAUAUGAUCAAAAUUAAACCUUAUGAAGAAAUUUUAUCAAAGGAAUAUAGAAAUGAUCUUUUGAAUUAUUACAUGAUCCCUGAAUACAAACCAAACCUUAAUAAUUUAGCAUCAAGAUAUUUAAAAGAUAUUAAUUCCGUGAUAAUUGAUCAAAGACAUGUUACAAAUUGGAUUGAUAGAAAUGAGGAAAGAAAAUUUAGUCUCUAUAAAUUUAAUCUUUUAUAUAGAGCUAGUAGAGAUGGAAUAAUUGGAGGAUAUAAUCCACUUGAAUUGAAUUCAACAAAUGGUUCUUCUAAACGCACGAAAGGUAGUUUUCUAUUCUCAUUUACAAAUAAAAAGAACGUCCAAACGGCAAAAACAAGUUAUCCUGAUGAUAAUCCAUGUUCUUAUCCCAAACUUGAUGGUACCCAAUAG
This is a messenger RNA of Rhizophagus irregularis DAOM 181602=DAOM 197198, 696 nucleotides long. The record is from RefSeq and is a predicted model, not a curated record. NCBI's taxonomy places the organism in Eukaryota, Fungi, Glomeromycota, Glomeromycetes, Glomerales, Glomeraceae.